Messenger RNA from Megalobrama amblycephala (Wuchang bream), 3252 nucleotides. Its product is annotated as sperm flagellar protein 2-like. The record is from RefSeq and is a predicted model, not a curated record. NCBI's taxonomy places the organism in Eukaryota, Metazoa, Chordata, Actinopteri, Cypriniformes, Xenocyprididae. The transcript is spliced from 23 exons. Gene Ontology annotation, cellular component: manchette; sperm midpiece. The coding region runs from base 89 to 3118 and encodes 1009 amino acids. Gene Ontology annotation, biological process: sperm axoneme assembly.
UGUUGGGGCUGACCAUGUUGCUCAGAAGAAUCUGGAGAGAAAUGGUUCUCCGACAGAAGGUAUUGAGCAGCCUCAGAGAGAUAAAGAGAUGGAGACGUCCUCCCCUCUAGAAUCAGCAGGACCGCAGCCUCAUGAGACAUCUGGACUUCACGAAAAAGAGGACAAAGAAAAAUGGUCGUUGCGAGCGCAGUGUGGUGCAGCGGUAGAGAAGGCUCUUAGGACAGGCAAAGCUGUUCCUGAUCAACUUCUGGUUGACAUUAUAGUGGAUGCUAUCAGGAACAUCCCUGCUGAUAGUGGCUGGAUCCUUGACGGGUUCCCAGUGGACAUCACUCAGGCUCAGAUGCUGGAGAAAGCUCUGAACGGGACAGAACCUGAUGAGACUGAGACAAAAACACAAAGCAACUUAUCCACAGACAAAAACACGCCUAAAGAUCCAUGUCCUCCAUCUCCUGCACUGGACGUAGUGGUGCUGUUAGACAUUUCAGAUGAGCAGGUUCUGGAGCGAGGCGCUCACCAGGCUGUGGACAGAGAGAGCGGAGAGCAGGAGAAAGAAGGCAGCGAUGAUCCAGACGAAAAGACCAGUGUGACAGAUUUGGACACACAAGAUCCAGCAUCCUUGUCUGAUGACAAAAGCCUGGGGAUGAAACAGAUACAGCACAGAAUCAGUGGGUUCCAUGACACAUGGCCAAAACUGGAGAAAUGGUUUGGUAACCGGCAGAAUAUUCUUGUGAAAGUCACAGCAGAUGUAGAUGAGGAAACUCUCUUUAAAAACGUGGAGGUGGUUCUGAUGGACACUAUGGACUCUGUUGAAAAAGAAGUAGCUCUGGUUCACUCCAGGAAAAUGUCUACAUCCUCCUCACCUGAACACACCCGUCCAGAAAGUGCCAGCUCUGCUAAGUCUUCACCAGCGACCCCAAAAUCUGUUGGAAGGGUCUACGUGGAGGAACCCUUACCCAAGGAGAUCUCAGAGUAUCUUGUUCCGUACUGGGAGAACGUCUGUAAUUCAUAUGUGACUAACGUCAAAACAGUGAUGCAGAACCUCCGCGGUGAACGUGAGCUCAUCAUUCACCACCUCUACAACAUCCGGGAGAACUUCAGGCAGUACCUACAGAAGCCAGAUCUGAAGCAGGAGUUUGUAAGCGUGUGGCAGCGUGAUUAUAACAGCGUUCCUGACAACGUCAGAGAGGACGAGGAGACUAAAGGAGAGCUCCAUCAGAGGCUGGAUGACUUGCGUGAGCGUCUGUGGGACAUCUGUGAUAAGCGCAAGGAAGAGGCGGAGCAGGAGAGAGCAGGUGUCAUUGAUGAUGGCUGGUUAGACGAUCACACUGCUGUACUAAUCAACCAUUAUUCUGCGUUAAUGCAGAUUGAAGUGGGCCGCUUUCAAGACUCCCUAUGUCUGCUAAGAGAUUACUAUUCAGCGAUGUGUAAAACUGCGUUUCCUGAAUCCGCGCGUGGCUUCACUCGCAUCCCAUUGCUUGACAUCACUGCAGAUGAGCACGAGCAAGAGGAGUCAGAAAUCUCUGGCCCUGCGCUGUUAGAAAAACCUGCAAAGAGUGCUGAAGAAAAAGUGUUGGCAGAGACGCAGCAGCGAGAAGAAGAGGAAGGUGAUGAAGAACAGAAGCCAAUGGAGACACAGAGAGUGCAGACUUCAAACUCUGCUACGGACAAUAAGAAAGCAGGGAAAAAGAAAGGUGCUCCCACUCCUCCUCAGGAGCCCAGUCCUCUGCCCACAGUGGUGAAGAACCCUGAGGAGAUCAAGAGGAGGGCAGAGAGGAAGAGAAUCAAACAGGAGUUCACAGCCGCACUGAAACGUGAAGAACAUGCGGUGAAGCUGCGUCUGGAGCUGGUGAAGGCUCAUGCGCUGAGAACCGUGAGCAGUCUUCAGCAGAGAGCCGAGCAGGGCUACAGGAACAUGGAGGAGUGGCUGCGAGCUCGCUUCCUGUCUGAGAUGAACAGUAUCGACCAGCUGACAGAGUUUGUGCGGAAGCACAUUGAGAAUGGAGUUCAGAUCCAUCAUGAGCUCGUUCUGCAGAGCGCUGAUUUCUGUGUGGAUGGAGACACACGUGUCGUGGCGAGUCCAGCAUCCGCUCCACGCCGAUCCCUGCUGGAGAAGCCCAAGAACAGCACUCUCACAGUCCAACAGCUGGACAUCCUCUGUGCUCAGCUGCACAAGACCGCCCCAACUGGUCUGCUGUGCAGUAAUGAGUUGACUGAAGUUCUGCAUGAAUUAACCUCUCCUCACAUGGGUAGUGACGUCUUACCUGAGCCCUGGAUGCACAUCACUCCCUCACAGGUUGAAGAGCUGGUGUGUGUGUUAGCUCAGGACUCAGAGAUGCUGGAUUGGCGUCAGUUUCUGCUCAGUGCUGCUCUGCCGUGGCCGUUUCCCUCUCAGAUUCAGCUGUUAAAAACCCUCCAGCGCUUCAGAGCCGUCGACACUGCAGGAACUGGACUCAUCACACAACAACAAUACACACAGGUUGAAUUGUGGUUUCCCAGUGAAAGAGAUCUUCCUGUUCCGGAUGACCCAUCUGAACCUCUGCCCUACAACAGACUAGCCAACCUUAAGAAGUUUUUCUUCAGUCUGUUUGCGAGCUCACACUCAUCCCCGCUGAUGCUGGACUAUCUGAGAAUGCUGCUGUAUUUCUGCUGCCAUCCUGAACCAUCUCAGGGCUUCACCAGAGCGCUGGGCCUCGUGAUCGGACACACACUGCACUACAAACACACCAGCCCCCUUACAAAGUCUGUGCCGUAUAUGGAGGGCGCUGGAGUUGAGGAGUGUGACGCUGCUGAUGAAGAGGAGAGAGGGGUGGAGUCUGAUGAAGUGGGCGUGUCAGUUGAUGAUGUGCUCAGAGUUCUGAGUCGUGGAGAUGAUCACGUCUCUUCACAUCUGAACCGCUUCCAGCCGAACCGCAGGAGCAGAGAUGAAUUCAGAGAGGAGCUGCUGAAGGUGUUUAUGGAGUUUGGUUUUAAGGGUGAGGAGAAGAUUGCUUUCUCCACACUUUCCCAGCAUCCCUUUCUGCAGGAUCUAAUGGAAGGAUCCUCACAGUACCUGCUUCCUGACAUUCACAGAAUUUUCCAGACCCAACAAACUGAAGAUCCUCAAAGCUUCUCGACAUGAUCAACACACACCAACACAUGAAUCACACAAGGUACAUUCUAAUGCUAAAUUCAUCAUGAAAGCAUGAAGAACAGUGAUCUGCUGAAAUUACCCUUUAACAAACUCUAAAUGUUCUAAAUGUAUUUACUGUAGUG